UUGAGAAAUUUGACAAGACCCACCAAAAUGGAUGUUAGCAUAGGAAAGAAAAAGCCAUCCAAAAUAAAUUGGACUCAAUCACCUCCCCAAUUGAAUUCAGAGUAAAAAAAAAAAAAAAAUUUGUCACAGCAUACAACUACUGCAGAGAUCAUCAUAGUGAGGAAUUGCAUAACUUUGUAUGAGGAAGAAUAAUGGGGUUUGAGAAACAUAUUGGUAAGUAUAGGCUUGGAAGGACAAUUGGAGAAGGAACAUUCUCUAAGGUUAAGCUUGCUGUUAAUGGAGACAAUGGAGAGAAAGUUGCAAUCAAAGUCAUUGAUAAGCAUAUGGUCAUGGAAAACAAUCUUAAGAACCAGGUCAAAAGAGAGAUUAGUACAAUGAAACUUCUGCAUCAUCCCAAUAUUGUCAGAAUUUUCGAGGUGAUUGGGACAAAAACAAAAAUAUACAUUGUGAUGGAAUAUGUCUCAGGAGGACAAGUACUAGACAAGAUGUCCUAUGAGAAGAAGCUGAAUGAACAUGUGGCAAGGAAACUAUUCCAGCAGCUUAUUGAUGCCAUGGACUAUUGCCAUAACAAAGGAGUCUAUCACAGAGAUCUCAAGCCAGAAAACUUGUUGCUUGACAGCAAAGGAAACCUCAAAGUGUCUGACUUUGGAUUAAGUGCACUCCAAAAGCCUAAUGAUGUCUUAAACACACGGUGUGGCUCCCCAUGUUAUGUGGCACCUGAGUUGAUACUGAGCAAGGGAUAUGAUGGAGCUUCUGCUGAUGUUUGGUCAUGUGGGGUGAUUCUUUUUGAAUUACUUGCAGGCUUCUUACCAUUUGAUGAUCACAAUUUGAUGAACUUAUAUGAGAAGAUAUGCAGAGCAGCAUACAAAUGUCCACCAUGGUUUACUCAAAGUCAAAAGAAACUAAUUGCCAAAAUAUUUGUACCACGUCCUGGAAAGAGGAUAACUAUUCCAGAUAUUAUUGAAGAUGAGUGGUUUCAAACAGAUUAUGAACCUGCUUGUGUAUCUGAAUGUGUUAAGAACAUUAAGCUGGAUGAUUGUAAUGUUGCAUUUGAUUCAGUUGAGGAGAAAAUCAGAGAAUCAAAGAUACCAAAGUCCUCAAGUUUCAUUAAUGCAUUUCAACUAAUAGCCAUGGCACAGGACCUUGAUCUUUCUGGCCUUUUUGAAGAAGAACAGGAUCUCAAGAAGCAGAAGACAAGGUUUGGAUCCAAACACACAAUCAAUGAAACAACAGAAAAAAUUGAAGCUGCUGCAACAGAUAUGAGGUUGUCAGUAGAGAAAAUAAACAACUUUAAGAUAAAAUUACACCCGAAACAGAUGAUGAAUAGAUGUUCUAGAUCAUACUUUGACCUAUCAGCCCAGUUGAUUGAAGUUGCUCCAACUCAUUGUGUUGUAGAGAUAUCAAGAUCUGCAGGAGAUCUAAGAACAUAUACCAAAUUCUGUGAAAGUCUAUCAAGUCUGCUGGAACAAAAAUCUGGUUUGACAUCAUCACAGGAGCAAGAAGAAUCUAAGGAUGUUGCUGAUUCAACGCAUUUAUGAUAACUUUCAAUUAUCUAUUUCAGCAAUGAAGGGUUAGAGGAUAUAAAUCUGCUUUAAGAUUGACUUUAUUCAUUCAAUGAAGUUAUAGAAUAAGUUCGCCAGGCUAAAGGGUUUGGCAAUCAAGGAUUAUAUCAAAGUCCAAAAGAAUAUGUAAUGGUGAUUAUGUGAAUGUGGAAAUGUCAUAUUCACAUAAAUAUUAAGCAUGUUUUUCAAACAAUGUUCUUGCCAUUAAACAAAGUUCCAAGUAGCAAAAGACAAGAGCAGAACAUUAAGUACCAAUCUUCACAUCAUUAUUUAUUUACUUCAA
Arachis duranensis is the source of this 1845-nucleotide messenger RNA. RefSeq names its product CBL-interacting serine/threonine-protein kinase 21. Lineage: Eukaryota; Viridiplantae; Streptophyta; Magnoliopsida; Fabales; Fabaceae. Gene Ontology annotation, molecular function: ATP binding; protein kinase activity. Gene Ontology annotation, biological process: signal transduction; protein phosphorylation. The record is from RefSeq and is a predicted model, not a curated record. Bases 192 to 1538 code for a protein of 448 amino acids. The transcript is spliced from 13 exons.